Molecule: messenger RNA, 1992 nt
Organism: Verruconis gallopava
Lineage: Eukaryota; Fungi; Ascomycota; Dothideomycetes; Venturiales; Sympoventuriaceae
Exons: 2
Coding region: 476-898 (140 amino acids)
Source: RefSeq, a predicted model, not a curated record
AUAGAACUACUGGCGUCCCAUUGCUCGCGGGAGCGGAGGCUGCUCUUGGGCGAGCCGGAGCUGGAGCGCUUCAGAGACGAACGUCGUUGCACGAGGCAAGGCCUUGCGGGGAGGGCGAACUGAGCAACCAACAAAAGUGGUUCUGCAGAUCUGCUCCGCCACAGAGCAAUAGAACCCACCAGAUCAACUGAACGGGUUCUCUUCGGGGCAACGGCGACGAGAAGUCGUUCGCCUUGUCUGCUCCUGACACGAGCAUCGCUGGCAGCUCGCCGCCACUCGCCCGUCGUUGCGAUCGCCGUCUUAGAGUCUAUGAAGCGUCGAAGCUGCAUCCAGAGGCCAGACGGUGAAGAACAAUUCAGGGCUAUGCUCUUGUGCCAUCGGAGCCGUUGCUGGCGGGACGACUGGCGUCGGGUGGAGCGUUACGGAGAGCACUCCUUGAUCGGCCCUCGAAUGACGCUUCGUUUCGUUCAAGCGAAUGAUGCGCUGCGCAGCCUUUUGCCUUCUUUCGCUGUCCACUGGAUGGACGGAAACCUGCGUGGUGAAGUUGCUUUUUCCUUGUUCGCGCCCACAGGUAUGCUCUCCGCUUGUUCUGCUCGGUGUACACGACUCGAGCGCCAGAACAUUGCCAACCUCUUGCGCGCGCUUCUGUCGUCGUCUGAGUGAGCCGCGGACUGCUUGCAAGCUUGGAGUGAGCCCAGCGCGCUCACGACUAUGGGAACAAUUGGAGCACCGCCUUGCGAAGAAGCUGCUGCCUUGUCGCCCAAAUGUCAAACCAAAUCUCUGGCGUGGUAUGUUGAACGUCUGCUGGCUCGCAAACCACCCGCGAAAUGUCUCUCACCGUACCGAAUUACUUCAUCCAUACACGCCACGAAUCGAAGCACGCGGUAGCGACACCUGAGUGGUUGUGCCGUCCCGCAUUCUUGCUCCGCCACCAUUUCACUAUCGCUCUCUUUGACUGAUACGUCCAGCGGAAGCAGCUACUUCGCUAUUUUUUCACCUCGGGCCACGCCGGCGGACUGAAGGCUUUUAAGGGCGUCUGUUGAAUCUUUGUCCUCUUCGCCCUGCUGGCAUUCAAACUUUGCACAGCUUAGCUCUCUCACCGCCCAAAUUCGCAAAAUGGCCGACUGUCACGGAAGGGCGGGGCGUCGCCUGUGGGUGGCAGAGUCGACGUGCGAAAGCCGCGAUUCGACAUGAAGAAGACUUUUGUGCAGAGAACACCCGUAUAAGAGCAUGGUCGAAGUCGAGCAGUGUUCGCAUCAGCAGCACCGAGCAACGAGCACACCAUCGGAUUCUCUUCCUUCGCAGCAAUAUCUUCAUAUCAUCCGGCCAGUCAAGGUCCUCAAGCACAGAUCGCAGUGUCAUCCCGAAAGAUCAUGGCUAUUAGCAAGGUCGACAACGAAGGCGUGCCGAGCGAAAGCUCUUUCGACAACCUCUUCCGCGGUGGAGUUCAUUUCGCACGCCGGCAUCAGCCCAUAUGGAAGUGCUGCCAAUGUGAUGAGGACGUGUUUAUCGGUGACAUCUGCGUCUGCGGCCACCGACACUGCAUAAAUUGUUCGUAAAAGAGAGGCUCUUAGUCGUUGACUAGCGUCUGCUGCUGUGCGAAAACGGUGUGCAGAAGAGACGGAGGGGGGAGCUAUCGACAUCGAGACGGCGUUCUUUUUGAUUCCUGGAUCGCUUAAAGCAUAGGUUGACGGCUGGAAUGAUAGAUUGGGUAUCGGAUGAAAGGUUGGGGUAUCGAAUGGUCGGUGGAUGAUGGACGAUGAACGACGAAUAUGAUUGCGAGGCUUGUGAUGACAAUUAAGAGCGAGAAGCGCCUAUGACACAAAUUCUUUCUUUUCUUUUCUUUACUUUACUUUUGCAUUUAGACCUGGGUAUCUGUUACAAGGCUUCAAUCGCUCAUAGAGAACGGAAGACAUGGGGGGCGUCACUUGGUUCUGGGCUGUCCUUCGCUUUUCCCAUAUCAUCACGGCGCUGAUAGUCAAAUUUGAUUAG